Messenger RNA from Procambarus clarkii (red swamp crayfish), 1035 nucleotides. Its product is annotated as regucalcin. Lineage: Eukaryota; Metazoa; Arthropoda; Malacostraca; Decapoda; Cambaridae. Gene Ontology annotation, molecular function: gluconolactonase activity; calcium ion binding. The record is from RefSeq and is a predicted model, not a curated record. Gene Ontology annotation, biological process: L-ascorbic acid biosynthetic process.
UCGACGUUCCCCGGAGUCUCAUCUAGACCUGUAAAACAGCUCAACAAGAUGUCGGAAGAUUACAAAGUGGAGCCGGUGACAGGUACAAUUGGUUUCGGUGAGGGACCUCACUGGUCAGUGGAGGACCAGGCACUCUACUUUGUGGACUUCUACGAGCAGCUGGUGAGGCGGUACCACCCAGAGACCGAUACUCACACCAAGCUUCAUAUAGAAGGCGGCCCCGUGUCGAUGGUGGUGCCUCACAAGACCGGACCGGCUCACACCUUCGUGGUCAGUGUUGGUCUGAGUCUGGUGGCCGUGACCUGGCCCGACCCCACCCAGGACCUGGCCGUCACUGCCGACGACCUCCGCCUCCUGGCCACCGUCGAGCAGGACCUCCCGGACAACAGCUUCAACGAUGGCAAGUGCGACGCCGUCGGCAGGCUCUUUGUGGGAACCAUGAGCCUAGCGGAGGAUCCUGACCACAUGGGCAACCUCUACCGCCUCGACACCGACCGAACCAUCACCAAGGUCGUCGAGAAGGUGACCCUUAGCAACGGGCUGGCAUGGACCGAGGACAACUCAACCAUGUACUAUAACGACACGCUCGAGUACAAGGUCAACGCCUUCGACUUCGAUCUUCCCACCGGAGCGCUGAGCGGUCGUCGUGUUGUGUUCGAUUUCCAAGAGGCAGGACUCAGUCCGGCUAAGCCUGAUGGCAUGACCAUUGACACGGACGGUAACAUCUGGGUCCCUGGCCUCGGCGUGGGCACGGUGUUCAACAUAGACCCCAGUAACGGAGAGAUCUUGAGGGUCGUGAACAUACCAGCCCUUGACACCACCUCAGUUUCCUGGGGAGGACCCGAUCUCGACCAGCUCUUCGUCACCUGUGGGAAUAAUGCUCCUGUCUACAGAGUUACAGGUCUCGGAGUGAAGGGAUUCCCUGCCAACGCUUGCACCGUAGACCUGCCUACGGAGCCUCGCAAGAAGCAGUAGAGUUAUGGCAACCUUUUUGCCACCAUUUACAAGAUGAGCUGAGGUAACAACAUUCACCGU